Messenger RNA from Aspergillus pseudoviridinutans, 369 nucleotides. RefSeq lists its product as uncharacterized. Bases 1 to 369 code for a protein of 122 amino acids. NCBI's taxonomy places the organism in Eukaryota, Fungi, Ascomycota, Eurotiomycetes, Eurotiales, Aspergillaceae. The record is from RefSeq and is a predicted model, not a curated record. The transcript is spliced from 2 exons.
AUGGCGUUCAUUCCUCAAUUUAUCUGUGUCGCCUUUGCUAUUCUGCUGGUGGGUGUUGUCCACGGAGUCGAUUCUAAACCCAAGAUACAACAUCUCAUGGGCCCUGGUGAAGAGGGUCAUCGGCCUCCAGAGAUGGUGGACAGAGCUAGGUGUGAGGUCAGCGCAGACUGUGACUAUGGACAUAUCUGCGACGAGCACCUGAGAUGCACGAUGGGUUGCAAAGGUUCAUUCGACUGCUUCCGAGGUCAUACAUUACUGAAUGUGCUGGUUACCACGGCUAUUGCCUCGGGGAUGGUGAUUGCUGCUCGGGUAACUGUCGUGCAGAAUUCUGGACACUUUGGAAGUGGUGUGGGCAUGGAUGACGGCUGA